Dromaius novaehollandiae (emu) is the source of this 591-nucleotide messenger RNA. RefSeq names its product olfactory receptor 14A16-like. The record is from RefSeq and is a predicted model, not a curated record. Gene Ontology annotation, molecular function: odorant binding; olfactory receptor activity. The coding region runs from base 1 to 591 and encodes 196 amino acids. Gene Ontology annotation, cellular component: membrane. The transcript has a single exon. NCBI's taxonomy places the organism in Eukaryota, Metazoa, Chordata, Aves, Casuariiformes, Dromaiidae. Gene Ontology annotation, biological process: G protein-coupled receptor signaling pathway.
AUGGCCUAUGACCGCUACAUUGCCAUCUGCAGACCCCUGCACUACGGGACCCUCAUGGGCAGCAGAGCUUGUGUCAAAAUGGCAGCAGCUGCCUGGGGCAGUGGUUUUCUCAAUGCUCUCCUGCACACUGCGAACACAUUUUCAAUACCACUCUGCCAAGGCAACACAGUGGACCAGUUCUUCUGUGAAGUGCCCCAGAUCCUCAAGCUCUCCUGCUCAGAUGCCUACCUCAGGGAAGUUGGGGUUAUUGUGGUUACUGCCUGUUUAAUGUUUGGGUGUUUCAUUUUCAUUGUGCUGUCCUAUGUGCAGAUCUUCACUGCUGUGCUGAGGAUCCCCUCUGAGCAGGGCCGCCACAAAGCCUUUUCCAUGUGCCUCCCGCACCUGGCCGUGGUCUCCCUGUUUGUCAGCACCUCAUUUUUUGCCUACCUGAAGCCCCCCUCCAUCUCCUCCCCAGCUCUGGAUCUGGUGGUGGCUGUUCUGUACUCGGUGGUGCCUCCAGCAGUGAACCCUCUCAUCUACAGCAUGAGGAACAAGGAGCUCCAAGAUGCCCUGAGGAACCUGGUUCAAGUGGUAUUAGUUCAGCAGGAAUAA